Molecule: messenger RNA, 1890 nt
Organism: Ixodes scapularis (black-legged tick)
Lineage: Eukaryota; Metazoa; Arthropoda; Arachnida; Ixodida; Ixodidae
Exons: 1
Coding region: 1-1890 (629 amino acids)
Molecular function (GO): nucleic acid binding; zinc ion binding
Source: RefSeq, a predicted model, not a curated record
AUGGAUCGGCUCAAGACCAAGCGUAAAGUCCGACGCAGUCAGAAUACGAAGAUAAUCAACGAGAUAACGACCAUGCUCCAGUCCGUCGCCGUUGAUGCCUCUUCUCUCGAGAACCUGAGAGACAGACUGGUAACCAGCAACGAGGAACUCCGUAAAGUCAACGAGGAGAUCGAACCACACAUCAGCGAUAGUGACCUGGAGACAGACUACAUCACUGUCGCAGAAUAUGAAGACGAAGUGGCUAGGACCCUCAGCGAACUGCGCAACAAGAUCGCGCGGUUGCAGGCAACGCCAACCACAUCCGCUACGGGAGCCGACGGCGACAGGCGCCACCCAUCCCAAGCUACGGGAGUGAAGCUCCCCAAACUGCAACUUCUACACUAUCAAGGGGAGCUCACGCAGUGGCAACCGUUCUGGGAGCAGUUCGACGCCUCAAUACAUUGGAACACCAAGCUCUCUGAUGGAGAAAAAUUCCAGUACCUGCGGUCGCUUCUGAAUGGGCCUGCCGCCAGUGCCGUUUCCGGGCUGCAGGCUACGGCAGCGUGCUACAGAGAUGCAAUAGAGAUACUUACUGAACGCUUUGGCGACAAGCAAUACAUUCAGCGGGAAUAUCUGGAACGGCUUCGAAACCUUCCAAUGGUAAAGUCAGUGCGUGAUGUCCAAGGACUGCGCAAUGUGUACGAUCACGUCCAGACAAACAUUCGCGGUUUGCGCUCCUUGGAUGUUUCAAGCGCGACGUACGCCAGAAUGAUGGUGGACAUACUCCUGUCCAGUCUUCCAACGGACAUCGUUGUGGAUUACCAUCGACACAAAAGCUACGGAAUACCACUUGUAGUUUCCGCCGGCAGAGAGGAGGGGGCUAGCACGUCUGGCGAUGGAGCAGUCAACGUCGCUGCAUCGACAACGGAUGCCGGUGAGGAGCUGGCGAAACUUUUGCGGUUUCUUCGCGUGGAAAUCGAGAGCAGAAAACGAUCAGCACCGCUCGAGAAAAGACCAGCGAGUGUGCCGAGGAUAGCUUCUAAACCGAUACAAACUGUUUAUCCACCAUCAACGUUCGCGUUACAAACCAGCGGGACAGACAACUACUGCUUUUUUUGCAACCAGCAGAGUCACAGUACCGGCGCUUGUACUGCUGACAUCGCACUUGAUGAAAAGAAAGGAAGAUUAGCGCAAGACAUGAGAUGUUUUCGCUGCACCAAACGAGGGCAUCGGUCCAAAGACUGCCGCAGCCAAGCGAGAUGUUCUGGAUGCAGGGGACGACAUGUCUCGUCAAUGUGCAAUCCUGCUUGGCAGACAACAAGACCAGUUCCGGAAGAGAUCGCCAAUAUACUCACCACCAGUAAUACGACGCCUCACCGAGCAUCGAGCGUUCUACUGCAAACUUUCAGGAGCUGGGCCGUGAGUGAUGAGAGCUGCGCAUAUAUCCGCGGUAUUAUCGAUGGUGGAAGCCAGAAGACGUUCAUCAGAGAAGACUUGGCAAAUAAACUUAACUUGAAAAUUAUAGGCCAACGAAGCAUGAAGCUUAACACCUUUGCCAACAGCGGCUCGGACGUGAUAAAACAGAACUUCACACUGGUCAGACUACGACUUCGAGGCCAGUAUGCGAUGACGGAGUAUGUUUUAGAAGCCGUUGUCGUCCCAUUUACCUGCCAAGAUCUCAUCGAAACACCCGUCGAACAUUCGUUCCUUAAAGCGAUCACGGGGUCCAUCGCUGACAAGUUGAUGUUUCCCUCCGUCCAAGCAGAGGAAGGCAUAAGCCUGCUCAUUGGCGCUGACCAAAUGUGGAGAUUGUUGACUGGCGAAACACGCCGCUCAUCAUCCAUCCCCGGCCUGGUGGCCAUUUCAACUAGCCUAGGAUGGACCUUUCAGGGUCCAACAGGCACCGUGUGA